AUGGCAGCCAAGAACCUGGCAGUUUCUGGAGAGGGGUGGAACGCGGGUCCCAUCCCCGGGGACCCCAAAGUAGAAGCCAAAUACUCUCCACCAGCUCAAAAGCUCUUCAUGGUCAGCGUUCUGCUGACGGAACUGGACGGGGCAUUGAAAGCCACUUGGCUAUCGGUCUCUGGCCAGUCACCAGCCUCAGGAAGGUCCCCGCCAGCCUCGGACUUCAGGAACGGUCCCCCCGUGGCUCUGGCGGUAGGAAGCCUCCAGGCCUCUCUACUCCCCACAACCACCACCACCAACCUGAGGAUGCGUUUCCUGGGGGGUGCGGAGGAGGAGAACCUCACGGUGGUGACCGAUUUCCUCCUCUUGGGGUUCAGCGACCUCCCCGAGCUGCGGCUCUUCCUUUUCCUGGCCUUCCUCCUGCUGUACCUGGCCAUCCUGGCGGGGAACAUCCUCCUGCUCGGUCUCCUGCUGACCGACGGGGCCCUGCACUUUCCCAUGUACUUCUUCCUGGGGAACCUGUCGCUACUGGACCUCUGCUUCACGGCUGUCACGGUGUCCAACACGCUAGCCAAUCUCCUCACCGGGAACAGGGCCAUCUCCGCCACCGCCUGCGCCGUCCAGGUGUACUUCCUGCUGGCCUUCGGCUCGGCCGAGUGCUACCUCCUGGUUGCCAUGGCCUUCGACCGCUUCGUGGCCAUCUGCAGCCCGCUGCGCUACGUGGCCGUGAUGGGCCGGAGGACGUGCGUGGGGCUGACGGUCGGGUCCUGGUUUAUCGGGGCUCCCGUGUUCCUGGGGCAGACCCUGUGGGUCUUCGGCCUCCCCUUCUGCAGGCCGCGUGAGGUCGGCCAGACCUUCUGCGACGUGCCCCCCCUGCUGCGGUUGGCCUGCACCGAUACGGCCAGCCACGAGCUGGGCACGGCCACCAUGGCAGCCUGCUUCUCAGCCCUGCCCUUCCUGCUGAUCCUGGGGUCCUACAUGCGCGUGCUGGGGGCCCUCCUGAGGAUGCCAUCGGCCGUGGGGAGGCAGAAGGCCUUCUCCACCUGCUCCGCCCACUUGCUGGUGGUCACGCUUUUCUACGCCUCUUGUGGGGCCAUGUAUCUGCGCCCCAAGUCCACGUUCUCCCUGCGGAAUGACCGGCUCCUGGCGCUGCCCUACAUCUUUGGCACCCCCCUGCUCAACCCUCUGAUCUACAGCCUGCGCAACAGGGAUGUGAAGGGGGCCCUGCGGAGAGCGGUGGGGAGGCUGUCCGGCUCAGGGAGGGUAUGA
Tachyglossus aculeatus (Australian echidna) is the source of this 1260-nucleotide messenger RNA. RefSeq names its product olfactory receptor 10A4-like. Gene Ontology annotation, biological process: G protein-coupled receptor signaling pathway. Bases 1 to 1260 code for a protein of 419 amino acids. Gene Ontology annotation, cellular component: membrane. Lineage: Eukaryota; Metazoa; Chordata; Mammalia; Monotremata; Tachyglossidae. The record is from RefSeq and is a predicted model, not a curated record. Gene Ontology annotation, molecular function: G protein-coupled receptor activity; olfactory receptor activity. The transcript has 5 exons.